Molecule: messenger RNA, 2197 nt
Organism: Vitrella brassicaformis
Lineage: Eukaryota; Vitrellaceae
Source: the annotation of a GenBank genome assembly
AGAGAACGAAGAGAACGGCAGAUCUUGGUGCCCCACAAGGACGUGAUUGCUGUGCCUGUGACGAUGUCGAAUUUGAGCGAUAAGCUGAACAGCGAGGCGUUUUGGCAGGACUUCAUGCGGCGUCCCGAGGCGCAGGAGGCGUUGCGUCAGGAGCAGCAGCAGCACCUGCAGCAGUACGCCGCCUCGGUCAAGGAGUCGCUGGUCAAGGAGAAGGAGGAGCUCAAGGAGGCCCUCCUCGACUGCGGCGAGGAGCUUAGGCGGAUGCUGGCGCCCAUCGUCAAGUACGACAUGGUCCACCGGCUGCUCUACAACACGCUCACCGACUGCAACAAGCACGGCAUCUCACUCAACGACAGGCUGCUCGAGGACCACCCCUUCCGUGAGAGGCUGCAGCAGCUGUCCGACGAGUGCAAGGCAAACCCGGAACACCGUAAGUGCACUAACCAAACAGACAGAUCUUCACGGCACCAUACACACAGAGAGGGGAGAGGGGCGGGGAAGGGCGUACGUGUUCACGGCUGUGUGUGCUGGACGUGUUUGUGUGUGCAGUCAAGGCGAUUCAGGAUCAGUGGAGUGAGGUAGUGUUUGACGCCAAGAGGGCCGAGGACGAGGAGAAGGCCAAAUACACCACACCGCUCAUACCCGCACAGCAAGACCUCAUCUCAGGUACCUCCAAGGCACACACUCACACCCAACGCCCAUCAUGCCUGAGACGCCUAUCGAUCUGACUGAUGGUUGCCUGUUGUGUCCGUUGGUCGGUUGGUCGGGGCUCAGAAGCGUUGCGUGGCCACGACAAGCCUGUGAGCAAGCGGCGGCUGGACGCCUACACCCUCAAGACCCACCUCACCACUGCGCAGCAGAUGCGCAAAGACGGAAACGAAAAGUACCAAGCCGGCGACUACGAAAAGGCUCUGGAGAGAUACACAAAUGUAAGACGGGAGGGCAGGGCCCGGCUAAACCACCCACCCACCACAAACAGCAGCAGUAGGGGAACAUCUGCCGUGUGUGUGUGUGUGUCACACCACACCAAUCUCAUCAGGCCGUCGGUUUGCUGUCGCCCAUCACUGGGUCGAACCCCAACGACACCAAGCUGCUCAACGAGCUGUACAUCCUCGUGCUCAAGAACCAGGCAGCGGCCGCACUCAAAUGCGAGCGGUGGAACACGGCCAUCGGUGAGUGAGGCAACCACAGCGACCGACCGACAUGAGAGAGACCAUCAGUGCGUGGAUGGUGUGGCGUGUUGUGUUGUGUUGUGGUUAGCUGCUGCGACUGAUGCCCUGUCGAUAGACGAGUACGACUGCAAAUCGCGCUACCGCCGAGCACAGGGGCGGGCCAUGUUGGGCGACAUCGACGGGGCCAGACAGGACUACCAGGCCAUUAUCGAUGAGUGAGUGAGCAACUGGCACACGCAGAUGGAGAUCUGACCUGGUGUGUGUGUGUGGGGGGGUGUGGUUAUCAGGCCGUGGGUGGAUCGUGAUUCCAAGGAGGCGGCCAAGAAGGGUCUCCGUGACCUGGACAAGAUCCAGAGGAACCACAAAAAGUCCUUCAACAACUUCUGGGCAAAAACACUCGACAAGGUACACACAUACACACACACACCUGUAGAUAUCCCUACAUGGCCCCUCAUCGUUGCCUUAUGUCCGUCCAUCAGGGUGUGUUCAGCAAGGAGCGUGCCAAAGACGGCGAGGCCCCUGACGCCGAGACCGACACGAGCGAUGCGGGCGCUACGCGGUCAGACGGCACGCCCCCGCCACCGCUGACCAGGAAGCAGACACUGGAGGUCCUCGAGGCACUCAGGAACGACUAUGCGGUGAGGCCACACACACACACAGUCAUAGGUGCGUCUGGUCAUGUGUUCAUCAUGUGUGUGUGGGUGAUGCGUAUGCGUGUGCAGCGGUCGGACACGCAGGACAAGUUGCGUGUGUUGGCGGAGGAGGUGGAGCUCGACGAGGAGGCCUUCAUGGCCCGCCUCAAGGACGCCCUCCCGCCCCUCUCGCACUCGCAGUUCGCCUGGGCCCAGGACACCUACAGCAAGGCCGACCGAGACCUGAGGAGGGAUCUGGACACCUCGGUGACGUACUGGCGCGUGUCUGACCCGUCUGUGUCUAACCUGAACAGCGCUAUAUGGCAGCUGAUAAUGCAGGAGCUCAUGAUUAAAAAGAGGAGCAAACAGAUGGAGGGCUGGGAGGACUACUAG